Messenger RNA from Saprolegnia parasitica CBS 223.65, 678 nucleotides. RefSeq lists its product as hypothetical. NCBI's taxonomy places the organism in Eukaryota, Oomycota, Saprolegniomycetes, Saprolegniales, Saprolegniaceae. The record is from RefSeq and is a predicted model, not a curated record. The transcript is spliced from 2 exons. Gene Ontology annotation, cellular component: RQC complex. Bases 1 to 678 code for a protein of 225 amino acids. Gene Ontology annotation, molecular function: ribosomal large subunit binding; tRNA binding. Gene Ontology annotation, biological process: rescue of stalled cytosolic ribosome; ribosome-associated ubiquitin-dependent protein catabolic process.
AUGAAAAAGUACGCCGACCAAGACGAGGACGAGCGGCUCCUGCGCCUCGCCGCCCUCGGCCACGUCAAGGUCGCGGAGCUCACCGAGGCGGGCGAGAACGACAAGGAGGACGAGACGCCGGCCAACGACGAGACCGAAGACGCGACGCCGAGCGAAGCCGGCACGAGCGUGGUCGACGACGAAAAGGAAGCCAUCUACGCGCUGCACCGUGAGCGCAAGGCGCAGCUGCAGGAGCAGGAAGAGGAGGAAGCGCAGAACGCCGCGUUCCUCGACUCGUUCACAGGCACGCCGCUGCCCAACGAUCUGCUUUUGUUUGCGAUGCCCGUCUGCGCGCCGUACUCGACGCUCGCGCUGUACACGUACAAGGUCAAGCUCACGCCGGGGUCGCAGAAGAAGGGCAAGGCCGUCCAGUUUGCGGUCGACCACUUUCUCAACCUCAAACCCAAGAUCUCGUCCGCGAUCAAGGUGACGCCUGUUGGCGAAGACGCAACCACCGACGAGGUGACGCCCGACGUGGACCCGAUCGAAGCGCAGAAGGAGCUCAUCAAGUGCGUGCCGGAAGCCGACCUCGUCGGCUGCAUGGUGGGGCCCGUCAAAGUCUCGGCGCCGGGUCUGAGCACCGCCAAGAAGGGCGGCAACAACAAGCCCAAGAAGGCCCACAAGAACAAGUCGACCUAG